GAUAGGGUGGUGAUUUCUGUCACUCACGAGGUGGGCGGGCUCUGUGAGGGGCAGCUGUGGAGAGUCCGGGCGGCGGCGGCGCGGCGGCGGCGAAUGAGCCGGGCGGAGCCGGCAGUGGAGGCAGCCGACAGAACCUGGAGUGAUGGCUGCCAUACGCAAGAAACUUGUCAUUGUGGGAGAUGGAGCUUGUGGAAAGACCUGCCUCCUUAUUGUCUUCAGCAAGGAUCAAUUCCCAGAGGUCUAUGUCCCCACUGUCUUUGAGAACUAUGUGGCUGACAUCGAGGUGGAUGGAAAGCAGGUAGAACUUGCCCUGUGGGAUACAGCUGGCCAAGAGGACUAUGACCGCCUGAGACCCCUCUCUUACCCAGAUACAGAUGUCAUCCUCAUGUGCUUCUCCAUUGACAGCCCCGACAGUUUAGAGAACAUCCCUGAGAAGUGGACUCCGGAGGUGAAGCACUUCUGCCCCAAUGUGCCUAUCAUCCUGGUGGGGAACAAGAAGGACCUGCGUAAUGAUGAGCACACACGCCGGGAGCUAGCCAAGAUGAAGCAGGAACCAGUAAAGCCGGAGGAGGGACGUGACAUGGCCAACAGGAUUAGUGCAUUUGGCUACCUGGAAUGUUCUGCGAAGACAAAGGAUGGGGUACGGGAAGUAUUUGAGAUGGCCACCCGGGCUGCCCUGCAGGCCAAACGUGGGCGCAAGAAGACCUCCUGUCAGCUGCUGUAAUUCCUCCCCAGCCUGCCUUCCCUGCCCGCCAGACAAGCCAGUGAGCUGUUAGCUUCUGGGCUUGCCUCUUCCUGAUACCAUGGAUUGGCAUGUCUCCUCAGAGAGGGGGCUUGCUAGAGCUGAGCAGGGCUUCUUCUGGAGCAUGACAAUUAACUAUAGAGGUGGGGUUUGCAGUCUGACCCAGGCUCUUCCCAUCACUGUGCAGGGAUGGCAUUUCCCCCUUCCAUCACAGGCUUCUGACCCCCCUCAUAAAAGGUCAGAAGAUAGCAGUCCCUGAUGAGUCAGUGGGACUUCUAUGCGCUUGCUCACAGCAGUCGUGACUCUCUCAUUGGCAGCCUAUGGCACUACAUUGCUCCUGGCAGUUCCUUUGCAGAAGACUUCUUGCCAAAGUAUGAAAGCCCUUUAUUUCAGUAAUGGUCAGAGCCUUGAAUUAGAAUGUCCAAGCCCCUAUUCAGCGAGGAGCUAUUGACCUGUAAUGAAGUCACUCACUGUGAGUGGAAUCUAGUCCUCCAGCAAUUGGGCAAGCAAUCAUCCUUGCAUCCCUAAUCUUGGCAGACAAACCAAUCCCUUACUGGCUUUUCUGCUCUUUGGGCUAUAGCAGAGCCACUUAGGCACAAGCCCCCUUCCUCAAGGAGAACAUAGCCCAGUUCAAAGGCCACCUAAUUUAGGUUCUCCUAGAGGGUUGUCCCACUAAAGUAGCAUUGGGUCCCUCCACCUUCUCUCUGCCAUCCCAGAAUAGAAUUUUCCCCACUUAAAUAUUUAUCGUUUGACAGCCAAACAGAGCGCUGUUUUUUUCCUUCAAACUGGCCCAGGAGACUGGGCCUUACAGCCUGGCCCCUUUCUAUCAAAAAUCUAUAUUUGUAAGCAGUGGUGCUAUGGGCCAGUUUGUUGCUGUUUGGAAGUUCUCUGGAAAUUCUGUGGCUGGAGUAGCCACUGCCACAACUUCAAGUGCGAAGGGCCUACUCUGUUGCUUCUGUCUUGCUGCUCCCCUCCAUACUCCUGUUUCUCUUCUCUUCCUCCCCCAUACUUACUGAAUUGCCACCGGGGUGUAUGAUUUUGUGUUUAAUUUGUAUUCACAUGUUUAAAAAGUGGUUGUUCCUUUUCAAAAUGUACUUGAAAGACAAAUCUGUAAUAAAUUUGUAGAAAUGUUUAGUA
This is a messenger RNA of Rhineura floridana, 1879 nucleotides long. RefSeq names its product transforming protein RhoA-like. Gene Ontology annotation, biological process: stress fiber assembly; cell migration; small GTPase-mediated signal transduction. Bases 143 to 724 code for a protein of 193 amino acids. The record is from RefSeq and is a predicted model, not a curated record. Lineage: Eukaryota; Metazoa; Chordata; Lepidosauria; Squamata; Rhineuridae. Gene Ontology annotation, cellular component: cleavage furrow; dendritic spine. Gene Ontology annotation, molecular function: GTP binding; GTPase activity. The transcript is spliced from 5 exons.